This is a messenger RNA of Bipolaris zeicola 26-R-13, 507 nucleotides long. RefSeq lists its product as uncharacterized. Bases 1 to 507 code for a protein of 168 amino acids. The record is from RefSeq and is a predicted model, not a curated record. Lineage: Eukaryota; Fungi; Ascomycota; Dothideomycetes; Pleosporales; Pleosporaceae. The transcript has a single exon.
AUGAUCAGUCCACCACCCCCGUCCUCGCAUCACAAUAGUAUUCCCACAUCCAGUCAGGACAACGAUUCACCAUGUAGUUCGUCCACUGCUACCCCGACGGCUGCCACAACUGUUCAAAAUACACUCACCUCCCAAGCUACCGGAGGCGACCCCGUCAUCGGCCAAGUAACUCUAGGUGGAAGAUUCACCUGCCUAAGCAAAAUCUGUCGUGAUGAUGAAACCCUCACAUUCAAUCGUCACGCCGACUUCAAACGUCACUACACCAACAUGCACGCGAGAAAACUGACGGAAUACUUUUGCCCGGAAAAGGGGUGCCAUCGCUCAAGGCAUCCCGCGGAUGGAAAGAAAGGGCGAAGUUUCAAGGGGCGGAGGGAUAAGAUGAAGGAGCAUGUGAAGACUGUGCAUGAUAACCGUGCCAGGAAACGAAGGAGAGUUGAAGAGAGCGAAGAAAAAGAUGAAGAUGAGGAUCCCUUGGGGACUGAUGGUAAUGAUAAGUCAAGGUUGUAA